CGUGCGUGCGUGCGUGUGUGUACACAACAGUCCUAUAACCGGAGACUCGGAGCGGGUCUGAAGUUUCACUGUAUUUAAGUUCCCCGGUUUGUGUCCGUCACUCCGGUUUGUUCGGUUUGUUUGGAAAGACGCGGUUUUGUGCAGAUUUCAGCAGCAGAUUUUACACCUGAGUGUGGAGAUGAAGCUGAAAUGGAAGAAGGAAAGCGCAUUCCCCUGGUUUGGUCUGGAUAUUGGAGGCUCUCUGGUAAAGCUGGUGUACUUUGAGCCAAACGACAUGACAGAAGAGGAGGAAGAGGAGCUGGGGAGCUUACAGUCCAUCUGCUCGUACCUCAGGUCCAAGACUCUGCACAGGAAGUGUGCUGUUCGAGACGAUCAGCUGGAGCUCCGUGACCUGAGCGUGUGCGGGAGAGUCGGAACGCUGCAUUUCAUCCGCUUCCAAACAGCCGACGUCACGCCGUUCCUCGCUGCAGUGCAGGAGAAGAGCAUCAGCAAGCUCUACAGGACUGUGUGUGCUACUGGGGGUGGGGCAUACAAGUUUGAGGAAGACUUCAGGAUGAUGGUGGGGGUGGAGUUAUUGAAGCUGGACGAGUUGGACUGUCUGACCAGAGGGUUGCUGUAUUUGGACUCCAUGGGGUUUAAUGGGAAAACAGAGUGUUAUUAUUUGGAGAAUGCAACCGAUUUUCAGCGCUGUGUGAAGCGACCGUGUCGUCUGGAGAACCCGUUCCCCAUGCUGCUGGUUAACAUCGGCUCCGGAGUCAGUGUCCUCGCUGUCCACUCCCAGAACAAAUACAAACGCAUCACCGGCACCAGCCUGGGUGGAGGGACGUUCCUGGGUCUGUGCUGCCUGCUGACAGGAUGUGAGACGUUUGAGGAAGCUCUGGAGAUGGCCAGUAAAGGAGAUGGAAACAAUGUGGACAAACUGGUAAAGGACAUUUACGGUGGAGAUUAUCAACGCUUCAGCCUGCAGGGGAGCACUGUGGCCUCCAGUUUUGGUCACAUGAUGAGUAAGGAGAAGAGGGACAGCACCACUAAAGAAGAUCUGGCCAGAGCCACACUCGUCACCAUCACCAACAACAUCGGCUCCAUUGCACGCAUGUGUGCCAUUAAUGAGAACAUCGACAGGGUGCUGUUUGUGGGGAAUUUUCUACGAUCAACACCCUGUCUAUGAAGCUGCUCGCCACGCCAUGGACUUCUGGUCCAAAGGACAACUGAAGGCUCUUUUCCUCGAGCACGAGGGAUACUUUGGAGCAGUUGGAGCUUUCCUGGAGCUCUUGAAGUCCUCCGAAGAUCACUGAGUAACGUCUCCUUGCGUCUCUGCCUCAACGCUAACGGUGUUAACGAUGUUAAUGUGUCAUGUGUAAAUAACCUUUAAACGUUUUUAAAGUUUUUAUUAUUGUAAGAUAAAGAUGUUUUAUCACUAAUUUACCCUGAGGAGGGGCAUUUACUUUUACACGCUGUGGGUUUAUUGUAAAUAUGUACAGUAGAUGGUGUUAAAGGCUUCACUGUGGAGGGAAAUGUGUAGUUUUUCUGAUGUCACAGGGAAGAGACUCAGUUCUUAACAAAACAAAAAAAAGUUUCCUUUUUUCAUGCGAAUGAGUUUUUAGGUUUGUUAUUUUUUAAAAUAUGCAAAUGAGGAUGAAAUGCAAAAAAUACAAGAAAAAAUCUCAGCUUUUUAAACACUACAUUUAAUAUUUGUGCCAAUAAAGAGUUUAACAAUUUAA
Messenger RNA from Silurus meridionalis, 1721 nucleotides. RefSeq names its product pantothenate kinase 1-like. The record is from RefSeq and is a predicted model, not a curated record. Gene Ontology annotation, cellular component: nucleus; cytosol. The coding region runs from base 179 to 1168 and encodes 329 amino acids. Gene Ontology annotation, biological process: coenzyme A biosynthetic process. Gene Ontology annotation, molecular function: ATP binding; pantothenate kinase activity. The transcript is spliced from 7 exons. Lineage: Eukaryota; Metazoa; Chordata; Actinopteri; Siluriformes; Siluridae.